This is a messenger RNA of Auxenochlorella protothecoides, 1227 nucleotides long. RefSeq names its product Eukaryotic translation initiation factor 3 subunit D. NCBI's taxonomy places the organism in Eukaryota, Viridiplantae, Chlorophyta, Trebouxiophyceae, Chlorellales, Chlorellaceae. The transcript has 7 exons. Gene Ontology annotation, molecular function: translation initiation factor activity. Gene Ontology annotation, biological process: translational initiation. Bases 1 to 1227 code for a protein of 408 amino acids. Gene Ontology annotation, cellular component: eukaryotic translation initiation factor 3 complex; cytoplasm. The record is from RefSeq and is a predicted model, not a curated record.
AUGCCGGGCUUCAAGCUGCCCGCCAUCGACCAGAAUGACGAGGACUGGGGCCCCACCACCGUGCCGGAGGCAUUCCGCGAUGUCCCAUUCAUGCCAUACAGCAAGGGCGACCGCCUGGGCCGCAUCGCCGACUUCAGCCAGCAGGCCAGCCAGCGUGGAUACCAGGGGCGGUACCGUGACCGCGAAAUUCUGCCGGGCAUGGCGGUCUUCAACUUCGAGAAGGGCGAGGAGGACGAGGCCUUCGAGCUGGUGGACACGCGUGUGGUGACCUACUCCAGCUCGGUGGACAUCCGGCCGGAGUGGCGCGUGCUGGGCGACGCGGUGCCCUUCACCUCCCUGCACAAGAUGAGCAGCCGGGGCCACGUCUUCGCCACCGACGAGCUGGUGGCCACGCUGAUGGCCAGCCCGCGGUCGGUGUACCCCUGGGACAUGGUGGUCACGCGCCGCGGCGACCUGCUCUUCCUGGACAAGCGGCCCGGGAGCAGCCUGGACUACGUGACCAACGGCGAGACCAGCCCCGACCCCAUCCCCGAGGACCGCAAGCUGCUGGACGGGCUGCAGCAGCUCAGCGCGGAGGCCACGGCCGUGCACGCCGCCUUCCGCGCUCAGGCGUACCGCUACCGGCGCUGGGCGCUGGGCGACAUCGACCUGGUGGUGCGCUGCGGCGUGGACGGCGCGCUGGGCAGCACCGAGGGCGGCGCCGCGGCCGCGGCCGCCCCCGCCCUGCUCGCCGUGCACGCCUUCAACGAGUUCGACCCCAAGUGGUCGGGCAUCGACUGGCGGAGCAAGCUGGAGAACCAGCGCGGCGCGGCGCUGGCCACCGAGCUGAAGAACAACGCGGCCAAGGUGGCCAAGUGGACCGCCGCCGCGCUGAUGGCGGGCGUGGACGUGAUCAAGCUGGGCUACGUCACGCGCGCCAGCCCUAAGUCCAGCGAGGCCCACCUGCUGCUGGGCACGCAGUCGGUCAAGCCCGCCGACUUUGCCGCGCAGAUGAACCUGAGCAUGGACAACGCGUGGGGUAUCGUGCGCGCCCUGCUGGAGCUCUGCUACGACACCAUGGAGGAGGAUGGCACGUACCUGCUGGUGCGGGACCCCAACAAGCCCCAGCUGCGGCUCUACGCCGUGCCCACCGAGGCCUCCAGGGCCAAGGCCGAGGCCAAGAAGGAGGCGGCGGAGGCAGAGGCGCCAGAGGCCGCCGCGGCGCCGGAGACGCCCGAGGAGGAGUGA